AAUACUUCAACGCCUAGAUUCUACUUUUCCGAUUGAAGCGAAUGCUGCUAUAUUUGCAGCAGACAAGUUAUGCGCUAAAUCUGAAAAAUUUUCUGUCAUUUUAUGUGAUCAACUAGAAACAAAAUUUCAAUCUAGUGACCUACCGAUGGCAUUUAGAAUAAAAUUAAUACGUAUAUUACGGCAUAUGCAUUGGGAAAUAAGUCUGUCUCAUAAAUCAAGAAAUAUAUGCCUUCAAAUGCUUGAACAAAGUUCUGAUGGAAAAACGCAGUCAGCCAUCUUGAGAACGUUGACAUUAUUAUCUUGUCGUGCACUUGUUGACAGAUCUGAUCAAGUAGAGUUAUUGCUCGAGUAUGCAAUUAACGGUUCGGAUGAAUGUGUGAGAAGUAGUGUAUUGGUUGAUUUAUUGAAUUUAGCUAAAAAAGAUUCAAAUUUCAGUAUUUCACAUGCCUUGAGAUUAUUAAAUUUAAUAGUUAGCGCAUCAGAGCAAAUAAUCAAAGUUAAGGCACUACGUACAUUGACGGUCUUGAUUAAACGUGGAAGAUUACUCGCUGACCUUUUGUCACAAGGAUCAGAUCAAGACUUAUGCAUCGAAGCUCUUCAUUAUAUUCAAAAUUGUGAAGAUAUGAUUCACCAUAUUACUGGUGAAGUAAGCAUCGUUGCUGCUCAAUUUUGUACUGAACUUGUCAUAGAAACACGACGCAUUGUAUUGCAUACAAAUAUUUCAAUUUGGGAAGAAUGGAAUACAUACGUUGGAGAACUUUCUUCAAAAAUCCAAUCGUCAAUACUAUCGAUUAUUGUUGGAUUAAUGCAGAUUUCAGAUAUAAAUGCAUCAGAUCGUGAUAUUCGCAGGAAAAUCAUCAAAAAGUAUCUUAAAUUCCUUUUUUCAAUGAGUUUGUCAGAUGACACAAUGGCUUUAAAUGGGUCAAGAUCUAUUAUUAAAAUAAUAAAAGAAUAUAUUGUAACGAAAAAUGACGAUAUUCUUGCCGAAGUAUCUAAAUUUAUCUUAAUGGUUGGUAAACUUAGGAGAUCAAUAAUUCAAACGUUAAUGCAAGAUUUAAUGGCACUCCCCCCUGAAACUAGCGCAGAAGCAGAAAGUUUUCAACAAGAGAUCAUUGCAACAAUUAAAAAUUUCGGUCAAUCUGAUGGAAACACAGUUUGUAACAAUCAAUGGAACAUUUAUUUGAUUGGUGUUGAUGCUGGAAAAUCUGGAUGUUUUUCUGUCAUGGCGAGUAUUAUGCAAUUCUUUGUUACAUCCGUUGACGUAGACGCCUCAAGAUAUUGGUUGAGGGCUCUGAUUAAUAUCGCAACAGCAGAAAAAGGAAUA
Racocetra persica is the source of this 1324-nucleotide messenger RNA. The record is from the annotation of a GenBank genome assembly. Lineage: Eukaryota; Fungi; Glomeromycota; Glomeromycetes; Diversisporales; Gigasporaceae.